AUGUAUGAGCUGGUCGAUCGUACCACUACGGACUACUAUAAUUCACCACCUAUCCGAGAGGGAGGUGGGAGGUGCUUAGGCCUCGGUGCUCUUCUAAGAGCCGGGAACGCGAGUUUGACGUCAGAAUUUCCCGAUCUAACAUAUACCAUACUCGAGAACCGCGGGGCAAUUGGCGGAACUUGGGAUUUAUUUCGAUAUCCUGGUAUCAGGUCCGACUCCAAUCUAUAUACAUUUGGAUUAUCGUGGUAUCCAUGGACGAGCCCUACGUUAAUCGCAGACGGAGAAUCAAUUCGCACAUAUUUUCAAGAAGCGGCCGAGAAAUUUGGAAUUGAUAAGAAUAUCAAGUUUCAUCAUAAUGUUACGGCCGCAGAUUGGUCAACAGAGCAACAACAAUGGUCAGUAUCAGUCGAAGCUGGUGGAAGCAAAAGCACCAUAAAAGGACGAUGGAUUGUCUGGGGCACAGGAUAUUACAACUAUAAUGAGCCAUUGAAGACGGAAAUACCUGGCUUGGACAACUUCAAAGGUCAAAAUGUACAUCCUCAAUUUUGGCCUGAAGACCUCGAUUACACGGACAAGAAGAUAGUCGUCAUUGGAAGUGGUGCUACGGCCAUUACUUUAAUACCAAAUCUAGCAGAGAAAGCUGCCAAAGUAACUAUGUUACAACGAAGCCCUACUUGGAUCAUAGGAGUCCCAAAAACCUCUUCAGGCGGAGAUGUACUACGGAAAUUCCUUCCAGACUCGGUGGCUGACCAGUUGAUACGAUGGAGAUUCCUCGUAUUGCCCUUAUUAUUCUUCCAUUUCUGUCGCUUCUUUCCCGACUUUGCUCGAAGUAUCCUCCACAAGGGAAUCAAGAAGCAAAUCCCAUCCACUAUCCCAAUCGACCCUCAUUUUAGCCCCAAGUACAAUCCCUGGGAACAGCGUAUAUGCGCAUGUCCCGAUGGGGAUUUCUUUAAAUGUCUUCAUUCAGGAAAAGCCGAUGUCGUAACCGACACGAUCAAAACCGUCACUUCAUCCGGCAUCGAGCUCGAUUCGGGAAAAACUCUCGACGCCGAUAUAAUCGUCACAGCUACCGGAUUAAAAAUGCAAAUGGCCGGUGGCGCGAAAGUAAGCAUUGAUGGAGUUCCAUAUGAUUACCCCAAAAAAUACAUGUGGAGAGGCGUAAUGCUUCAAGAUAUGCCCAACGCGAUAACGGUCAUCGGAUACGUAAACGCAUCGUGGACAUUAGGAGCGGAAAAUACGGCGAGCGUAUUGGUACGUCUCAUGAAACACAUGCGGGAGAGAAAUCUCAUCACGGCGGUCCCUAGACUUCCUAGCGAGAAAAUGCAAUCAGGUCCUUUGUUUAAUCUUAGUUCGACGUACAUGCAGAUGGGGAAGGCUAUUUUACCCAUGACCGGUGAUAGGGGUAUGUGGAAACUUAGACAGAAUUAUCUAGUUGAUUACUGGGUUGCGGAAUAUGGGAGUGUGACGGAUGAUUUGGAGUUUGUUAGUGCGGGUGGUGCGGCGUUUAAUAAAGAUCAGUUAUGGUGGAUAUCGAUUAGAUUAUUAUAA
This is a messenger RNA of Sclerotinia sclerotiorum 1980 UF-70, 1548 nucleotides long. RefSeq lists its product as hypothetical. Gene Ontology annotation, molecular function: NADP binding; flavin adenine dinucleotide binding; N,N-dimethylaniline monooxygenase activity. The transcript is spliced from 3 exons. Bases 1 to 1548 code for a protein of 515 amino acids. NCBI's taxonomy places the organism in Eukaryota, Fungi, Ascomycota, Leotiomycetes, Helotiales, Sclerotiniaceae. The record is from RefSeq and is a predicted model, not a curated record.